AUGCCUUCAGUAAAAUAUCGUAGGUUGAGGCCUAUUACUGAAACUACUUCUGUUCCAAUGGGUGAUUAUGAUAGCAAUAAGGAUUUGUACGUAUUGUUCCGAGCUUUUCAGAGAUUAUUCGACAUUCGUCUCACAGCCAACUCUUCGGCGUUUUCCCCCAAAACCAAAGUGGAUGUUUUAAACAAAAAAGGUAGGGUAAUUAAUCAUGCACAAUAUGAUAUCCCAAAAAAUAUUUUUUACACUGGAUAUUUAAAAGGUAUGCCACAUUCUACAGUAUACGGUUAUGUACGGAAAGGAAGUUUUGUUGGAACAGUGCAGGAUGAAAAUGACACCUUCUACACAGAUCUAGCUGAUAAAAAUUAUUUUAGAGUUAAUGGAAGCUAUGGAACUGUUAUCUACAAGUAUUCAGAUAUUAUUUUUUGUAAUCUCCAGUCGCAUAACACUUGCAAAGAAAUAGAUAUCUAUAUGAAAGGACCGCGCAGAACAGACAUUCUGACAAGAUCAAGAAAAGUAUCAAAGUUAAUUAUCAGUCAACUUAAUAACCCAGAAAUUGCUACAGAGAAGAGAUCCACAACAACUCAAGAAAAUAAAAUAUGCAGCUUGGAAUUAGUGGCAGAUCAUACUUUUUAUUCUAGCAGAAACAGUGACAGAGAAGCUAUAAUUUCUGAAAUGCUGUAUUAUGUUCACAGUGCCAACGACAUUUUCAUGUCAACUGAUUUUAAUAUUGGUUUCAAAGUUGGCUUUCUCGUUGAAAAAGUUACAAUUUUCUCGAAUGCAUUUGACACCGAUAAUCCGUUUUUUAGUGGCGACGGAAGUGCAGAGCAAAUCUUGAACAGCUUUACAUAUCAUAUUCAAAACAAAUGCUUAGCUUUAGGCUUCUUACAUCGAGAUCUUCCGAACGAUGUAUUGGGCUUAGCAUACAUAGCAGAUUCCGACAGUACUUAUGGUUAUAUUGGGGGAAUAUGUGAGCCUCCAGUAAACAUCAAUCAUAAUUUCCGGAGCUACAAUACUCUCAUUGUAACAACCAAACACAACAACAGACCUUCACCAAAAGCAACCACGGCUUUGACUGUAACCCACGAAUUUGGUCAUAGUUUUGGUAGCCCGCAUGAUUCUACAUCUAACCCUAAAUGCAGUCCUGGGGGUGUAAAAGGCCAGUUCAUAAUGAAUCCUUAUUCCAACGAUGGGUCAAAAGUUAAUCAUAAACUGUUCUCCAGCUGUACUCGUGCCGCUAUAGCUCCUGUAAUCCAAACUAAGG
This is a messenger RNA of Limulus polyphemus (Atlantic horseshoe crab), 1258 nucleotides long. RefSeq names its product disintegrin and metalloproteinase domain-containing protein 10-like. Gene Ontology annotation, biological process: membrane protein ectodomain proteolysis; Notch signaling pathway. Gene Ontology annotation, molecular function: metalloendopeptidase activity. The annotation marks the transcript as partial. Gene Ontology annotation, cellular component: plasma membrane. The transcript is spliced from 2 exons. NCBI's taxonomy places the organism in Eukaryota, Metazoa, Arthropoda, Merostomata, Xiphosura, Limulidae. The record is from RefSeq and is a predicted model, not a curated record.